UGUGCGCGUGCACGAGGAGCGUGCGGGAGCGUGCGGUGUUGACGGACGCGAGUGACUGGAAAGGCAACAUGUCCACCACAGCCGCCGCGCAGCUGAACAACAAUGAAGAACCGGGACUCAACGGGUCCUGGGUGGAGCUGGAGAUGAAUGGAAACACUCAACAGCCAAACCCCAGCUUGCCCUCGCUGCUGGGGAACGGGAACCAAGGCGAACCCCAGGCUUCACAGGCCCUGGAGGCCGUGCAGGAGGAAGAGGAGGUCCUAACAGGAGGACUGGAGCAUGUGCCUUCCUCCUCCUCUAUCCAUAACGGAGACAUGGAGAAAAUCCUACUGGACGCCCAGCACGAGUCCAGCCCCAGCAGCUCGUCCUGCAACAGCCCACCACGACCACACAGUCCUGACCAGGAUGAGGGGCAGAUCACGUUUGAUGUGGAGAUGCCCAGCGAGAGAGACUGUCAGUCAGAUGAUGACAGUCUGGAGAAGGACAAAGAGGAUGACAUCCUUAUGAAUAAAGGGGAGAGCUGGGUGGCAGACUGGUCCAGUCGACCAGAGAACAUUCCCCCGAAGGAAUUCCACUUCCGCCACCCGAAGCGUUCUGGAUCAGUGUCUCUGAGCAUGAGAAAGACAGGUGCUAUGAAGAAGGGAGGUGUGUUCUCCGCCGAGUUCCUCAAAGUGUUUAUGCCCUCGCUGCUGCUCACCCACCUCCUGGCUCUGGGACUUGGGGUCUACAUUGGGAAGCGGUUGACCACGCCCUCCACCAGCUCAUUUUAAACCUGAACAGACCCCAGUGCCUGGACGCCCCAUCAUAAGCAGCGGUGGCACAGCAGUGGCCAAUCGUGUUAUGAUUCCUCUCUCUCUCUCUUUCUCUCAUUCUCUCCCCCUCUCUGACUUUCUCUUUAUCAUUUCUUUAACCCACAGUCCUGGUUUCCCAUCACACCCUCUAUUGGGAGACAUUCUGCUUGUUGACCUUUGGCUGUGUUGCAUUUUUUUCCCUUCUAACGCCGUGGCUUACAGACAUGUUUUAGAUGCUUUUAUUUGGACACGUAGUGCACUAUUCACUGACAUUUAUUUUUUAUGAUACGCUACUAUACAAGUUAGAGCCCCACUACAACCACAACCAUAAUACGCUUAUAUUUCUGCAUGACGCACUUCAUAUGCAACUAAUAGAGUCUGGAUGUGGCCCUGGAUAUCCUGGAAGUAUGUUGACUCUUAAUUGUAUCAUCUCAUAUUGCGCAGUUGAACUCAUUCACAUCCCUUCUUAUGCGAAGUUAGAGUCAUUUCAAUUACGAUUAUAGGAGGACGACGACUGUUUAAAGACAGACCAAAUCAUUCGUUGCGUACGCUACGUUACGUUGGACUGUUACGACAAUUAUUUAGAGACUUAUUUUGCAUAGAACGUAAAUCUUUAGGUUCUGUUUUAGGCCCUUUUCUGUUUGCUCCAAUAUGACGUGCACAAAACUGAAGCAUCACUUUAUAGCAGCUUUAUAGCAUUAAAAUAUAUAAGUAAAUCACAAAUUUACAUUAACAGUACAUGUUUUUCUAAUCAAAAGACCUUAAGCUAAAGAGAUCAGCAUGGACGUACAUAUGUUUAAGAGCCAAACUGGUCAGGUUAGUUGUUCUUUUAAAUUUCUAGGGAAGCGGCACACACACACGCUCACACGCUCUGGCUUGCCUUGAUGCAUAUCCUGCUCGCAGCAGUUUCUGACUGUGUUUCUUAGUGCCAAAGGGUUUCCACCGCCAACCCAACAUGAGUCGCUCGCACCUCUCAUAGACUCGGUCUGGUUUGAGUGGAUUAUUUAUCCUGUCGGUCACACCGUUUUUGACAACCUUACAAAAGCCUUUGGUUUUACUGUGAACACCCUGUUGAUAUUAGUCAUAGCGUUGCUGUAGUUGUGUAUUAUACGCCUUUUGUCAAGGCCACAGAUCCACACUCUGUGUACAUAUGUAUAUGCAAUGUGGUGUAGUUUUACAGACAAAACUACUGAUUUAGAAAACAUUAACAGGUUUACACUCACUGAUUUACAGAUGAAAUUUGUCUCGAACAUGUCCAGGUCAUAUUUUAUCCCAUAAUUAUAUAACUAUAAUUAAUAAAAUUAUUUACAUUUUAACAUAAUAUUACAUCAUGGUUAUGUUGUGGUUAUGUAUUUACAGUUAAAGUCGAAAGUUUACAUCCACUUGCAGAAUUUUGAAAAAUGUUAAUUAUUUUACCAAAAUAAGAGGGAUCAUACAAAAUGCAUGUUAUUUUUUAUUUAGCAAUGACCUGAAGAUGUUUACAUAUAGUCCACAAGAGAAAGUAAUUGUUGAAUUUAUAAAAAAUGGGGGUCAUGAACAGUUAAACUGCCUGCUGUUCUUCUGAAAAAUCCUGAAAAGUCCCACAAAGUCUUUGGUUUUUUAGCAUUUUUGUGUAUUUGAACCUUUUCCAACAAUGACUGUAUGAUUUUGAGAUCCAUCUUUUCACCCCGAGGACAACUGAGGGACUCAUAUGCAACUAUUACAGAAGGUUCAAACACUCACUGAUGCUUCAAUAAGACACAAUGCAUUAAGAGCCAUGGGGUGAAAACUUUUGAACAGAAUGAAGAUGUGUACAUUUUUCUUAUUUUGCCUAAAUCUCAUAUUUUUUUCAUUUAGUACUUCCACUUUAGAAGCUACAGAGGAUACUUGCAUGUUUCCCAGAAGACAAAAUAAGUUAAAUUUACCCUGUUCUUCAAAUACAAAAAGUCCCCCUGGCUUUUAAUGCAUUGUGUUUCCUUUUGAAUAUCUUAUUCAGGUCAGUGCUAAAUAAAAAAUUACAUGCAUUUUGUAACAUCCCUCUUAUUUUGGUAAAAUAAUUAAUAUUUUGCAGAUUUUUUGUAAACUUUUGACUUCAACUGUAUGUGGCUUUUAAUUUAAAAAAAAACAAAAAACAUAUUUCAGUCAUUUUCAGUAAUUAUUGUAAAAAAAAAGUAAUAAAUCUAGUUUUAGUUUGAAAUAUCUAAUUAUAUUUAAUUUUUUUACUUUUGACUUAUGGGUAAAAGAUAACCUGGACAAUUCUUGACAAGUUUUAUAAUUCACUCUCACAGUAUCUAGUAACACUUCUACUAAGCAAAGUGUUUCAUACAAAAAAAAACUAAUAAUUAAAUAGUCCAGUUAACAGGUCACCCUUUGCAUUAAGGCCGUCUGUGUCAUUGUGCCACACUUUACUUCUUUACUCUCUUUUCAUGCCUUUUUUCUCUCUCUCAGAGGGGGAGUGGAAAUACAAGAGGCCAAUUUAGUGUCACUUCAACCGUGCCUCGACUUUUGUUUGCACCUUUUCUGAGCCCCAUUGCAUGCGUGUGUUCAGAGAAUCCACAUUGGGAACGCGACUGAAGUGAAGUUUUCCCCUGCGUGGGGCGGAAUGAGAACUGUGAAUGGAAUAGCUGUAGCUCAUGUCAGAUACGAUAAACUAGCCCUGCCCGAUCUGUGUCGGGCGGGAUCACCAUACGAGAUGUUUUACGCACAUUAUGAUGUUUUCUUUCUCUGUUAUAUCUCUCUUUUGUUGUUUUGAGUUUUGGCUUUAAUCAUGAGCGUGGAUACUGGAGGGCGGGGCCCUCGUGAUUGACAGCUCCACCAUGUGUUUCGUUUGAAUUCCAAUAGCGACUGGAGUGAUGAAGCAAUGAACGUGUACUUUCUUGUCUUUCGCUGGUAUUGGAGGAAAAGUGAACUGAUAUUAAAAUAUAACCUGACAUUCAUCUUUUCUUUUGUUGUCAUUCCAUCUUGUGUUUUGCUUUUGCCAUGUGACAAGUUAGAAAGUUAUAUGAAACCCAUUCUUUUUGUUUGACUUCCCUAUAUUCAUUAUUUAAAAAUUUGUGCAUUAAUGUGCAUGUAGAUUAAAACUACAGUAUAGUUAAUUUGGUGCUGUAUGGCAAGGAUUCCCUUUGCCUAAAUGUUAGAUUUUAAAUUCAUAUUUUAAUAAUUUAACAACAAAUUUGCAUGUUUAGAACUCUUUAAUGUUGGUAAUUGUUUAUGUGAAAUGCAAUUUAAAUUUUUUUGUAUUUUAUUUUAUUUAUUUAUAUUUUUAUGAUUUAAUAAUUAUUUGUAUUUCAUCAAUUCACAAAGCCCCUGCAGCUUUAGCAUCAACCCCAGUUUGGAAAACACUGGUAAAUGGCUUAAAAUUGAGAGUGCAUUGGUUAACAAACAACUGUAGACAGUCUCAAACUUCAUAAAAGUCCAAAUCCUAACCAAAUAGUCUUGAAAAAAUUUGUAGAGAAAUGAAGAUUGUGUCCUAUUUGAAAUGCUACCCUUUAUCCUAAAAUUGUGACUUUUAAUAGUGAAUAGCACUAAUAAAGUGAAGGUCAUGGGUUUGUUUCCCAAGGAGAAUGCAUGAACUAAUAAAAUGUAUACCUUAAAUACUAUGUAUAAAAGCAUCUGGCAAAUGCGUAAAUGUAAAUGACCAACAAGUGUCUUUAGCUUAGAAAUGACAUUUUACAAUGUUUUCCCCUCUUCAGAGCUCCUGGUGGUUUAAUUUCCGCCAAACUCAAUUUUCCAUCUCUCAGCAGCUUUCAGUUCAGUUUUUGAGAGGAUGUUUCUCAAAGCCAAAUUUGACUCUAAACGGAAAACGGUAUUGCCGUUAAACUUCCUAUAAUACUCUGAUACUCACAAGAUCAGCUUGGUGACAAUGACACUCUAUGCCUUUCUACAAGUUUAAUGGAUUUUAUUCAUCAUUUUUUGUUUACUGGUCCCCUAAAUUUGUCCAAUCCAGGCAGGACUGCCAGGUUUUCACAACAAAACCCGCCCAAUUGUAAUUCAAAACUGGAUCACUUGUUUUGAGGACUGUCCCACUAUAAAAAUUACAUUCUGUGGGGUAAAAUAUAUGUUUUUUGGCAAGGUUCCCCUAGUAAAAUUAGCAUUCCAGGGGUUAAAUAUUGCAUUACUGGGGUCGCUUCAACCCGCUGCAACAGUGUUAACGUAGCCCAAUUCUGUGGGAAAACUGUGGACUUGGCAACACUGAAUCUAGGGGUCCAACGAUUAUCAGCUUGGCCAGUUAACAGCUCCAAUAUUAGACAUUUUUAUGGUUAUUGGUAUCGGUCGUUUUCAAAACCAAAAAAUCAUUAAAGAAAGUUUUUGUCAGAGCCCUUGUUAAUUUUAAUUUUAACAUUCAUUUUCAUUUUUAUACCAGAUAUCGGUUCAGAAAAAUGGUUAUUUGUCUGCUUGUUCUGUAAUAAUUGGCAUCUUCCCUGAAAAACACAUAUCGGUUGACCCCUAGUCCAAUCUAUGUCAAAAUUGGCUCAAAUCAUAUGUAAGUAUGAAAGUCACUAAAUUUAAUGAUACGUGUUCAAUACGGUUCUCCAAAAACGUUAACAAAAUUGCUGAUGAAGCCACCAAAUGGCAAAAGAAAUCAGAAAAUGAUUUUAUAUAUUUACACAGAACAUUUUACAUACUACCAUCUUAUUUUUAACAUAAGAGCAGAUAUGGCCAUUUGUAACUUCUAUGUUUGAGGCUUUUGAUAUCAAUAACUUCCAGUUGUUUUUCCUGUACAAAACCAGUCCAUUAUGCUCAUUUCUAUUGAUAGUUAUUCUAAAUUAUUAUCAUAAUUAUAAACAUAUAUACUUUCCGAUGGACCGAUUUGAAUAGACGUCACAAUUACAUCACUUGCAGAUGAACGUGCAUUGUGGUGGCAGAAAAAAACUGGUAACAAGUGGAGUGAAAUGGGCAAAAUCCAUGAAAUAAGAUAAAAAAAAUGUAUUGCUGGGUCUAUGGAUGUCAGAAUCAGAAUGCAAAUCAUUUUUAUAGAAUACUGUCAUCAAAAACGCCAUUUGAAGCUAAACGCAGACGUUUAAACGGACAGACUAAUGGAUGAAACCUGCUAUUUUUGAAGCAUAAAUUUGGUUUAAACAAUAGGUCUACAUAAUAUUCACAUAUGCAGUUCAUAGGGAACAUAUUAAGCCUACAGUUACUGCAUGAAAUACUAUUUAAGAUAUUUUACAUUUACCUAUUUGAACUAAAAAUUCUGACUUUUUUUCUCGCAAGUGCACGUUUAUAUAUUGUCUUCCAGACAUUAAUUUAACAAUAGCGAGUUCUGAGCAGGAAAAAAGCCAGACGUGUGGAAUAUAAACACAAAAGGAGAAUGACUUUUUUUCUUAUCAGAACUGUGAGAUAUAAUCUCGGAAUUGCGAGAAUAAAGUCAGAAUUUUGAAACAUAAACUCAAAUUGACCUUUUUUAUUUUUUUAUUCCAUGGUUUCCACUUGAAAACUGGCAUUUUUGUCACCAGAAAAAAAAAAUACUUACUUCCAUGUUGCAAAAUAUAUAAUAAUUUCUACAAUGCCCUAGUAAUUAAUUGGAUUACAGUUCCAUGUUCUUGUCAAAAUGCUACAGAGACGCUACACAAGGGGUGCUGCAACCAAAAAAUUUACUUAACCUUAUAACAGCUAUGCUGUUGAUGUUUGUCCCUUUCAUUCCCUAUGUAUCAUAUAAUUCUUAAUGAAUCUAUGGCAAAACCAUUUUAGCAUUUCCAUUAAGUUCAUAUUUAUCCAUAUGUGAAGGUAAGAUAGUACCCCCAUCAUGCAAGUUCUCGAUGUAAAGGUGUAAGAGUGUGUGUUUUAUGGAAUAACUCGCAUACGGGCAGCGGGUGUGUAAACUGUGAAUGCAUGUGAUUGUUGAGCACUGUGAAUGUGGGGUUUAGUGUUUUUUAUUUGGUAACAAGUCUCCACAGACAGGCAAGCAUGCGGCCUGCGCUCUGAUGGUGGUCUCUCCUGUCCUGAUGCAUGCUACAGGUACAGAAAACCGCAUGGUACAGGAUACGCUUUUAUUCUGUUAUGUGCAAACUUUAAAUACGGAAAGCUAACAAAUGCUUCAGUAACAGAUAAAAGCAAGUUGUUUUGUUUAAAGGGAAAGUGCACCCAAAAAUGAGAAAUCUGCCACUCAUCCUUGUGAUUUUUCAGACCUGUUUCAUGAACAAAACAACAAUCAUAAAAUUGGAUUAUGGCUUAAAUUUGGGUUUGUUCCUCACAUAAAGGACUAUAUGACUUCAGAAGACUUGGAAUAUAGUGAAGAAGUUGUAUGUACUACUUUUGUCCUUUUUGGAGCUUGCCAGUAUACCUUAAAUGCAAUGCAUGUUUAAAAGAAAUCUAUCUGUUUGAGACAAAAUUAAGACAUUUUUGUGUGCACUGUCCCUUUAAGAGCUCACUCAAACUGACUGAGUUUAAAGAUGAUUUGUGAUGUUCAUAUUUCAUAUCAUGAUGGAACCAAUAGGUACUUCAAGCAGAUUAUUGUCUGUUCAAAGAAUGUGAAACUGUUUGGUUUCAGUCUUAUUUUUUAUUUUACAUUUCUGGUCUAUUGUUGUCUUAUUUUUAUGAAUCUUUUAUCCCACUGCCAAAACCUCUUCCUUCAUCUUUUCUUCACUUGCCUUAAUUAGUCCAUGCUGAACUUUUAUUGUGUUUGUUUGGAUGGAUGGUUGGUUGAAACACAACCAGCUUUGGUUCUCAUAAGUUACCCACUGUGAAUAAUUACUUUCACUAAAUAGAUUUAAUAACAUUUAGAUCACAAUGUAAACCUGUAUCUUUUGAUUUGGUUUACUUUAAAAAGCUAUAAAGUCUUUUUUAGUGAUUACAGUGAUCUCUUCAUCAUGUGGUCUGAACUUCUGUUUAAAUCUCGUUCAUAGGUGGACAUUGAGCUGUUAGCUUUCUUUUGCCAAAGCAUUUUAGCCGGCCUUUGUAGAAUUUGAACUGACUGAUUCACGACACUUGUGUAAAUCAUGUCUGGUGUUUUGUUUGCAUUAAAAGUAGAUAAAUGAUGAA
Labeo rohita (rohu) is the source of this 7751-nucleotide messenger RNA. It is a transcript of the gene bnip3la, whose product is annotated as BCL2 interacting protein 3 like a. Gene Ontology annotation, biological process: positive regulation of apoptotic process; defense response to virus; mitochondrial outer membrane permeabilization. Gene Ontology annotation, cellular component: mitochondrial outer membrane; nucleus; mitochondrial envelope. Lineage: Eukaryota; Metazoa; Chordata; Actinopteri; Cypriniformes; Cyprinidae. The transcript is spliced from 6 exons. The record is from RefSeq and is a predicted model, not a curated record. Bases 69 to 770 code for a protein of 233 amino acids.